UACGAGCGCAGUCGCAAAACGGCAAUCGCAACGCUUGGACGUGUCGCGAACAGCACGAAAAAAAUCAGAUAAAGCGAAUUCGUAUAGCCCGCUGAAUGUGCCUCAAACUGGGAUUCGCCAUGCAACGCUUUCUGCUGGCCACUGUGCUCUGCUGGCUGCUCUGUCAGCUGCCUGGUGGCGCCCAGUCAUCUGGCCUGCAGGUGAUGAAGCAAUGGAAGCUGCUGCGCUACAACUUUCCAAAGCAGAUGCGGGCCGGCGAUACGAACUUUUAUAAUCCGGAAAAUGUGCUCAUCACGGGCAUUGCCGUCACGGCUGAUCGCAUUUUUGUGGCCACGCCGAAGCUGUUCUCGGGCGUGCCAUCGACUGUCAGCUGGGUGCCAAAGGACAAGAUCGGGGACUCACCCACGCUGCAGGCAUUCCCCGACUGGUCCUUCUCGAACACAGCGCGCACGAACUUCAACUGCAGCGAUUUGAUUCUCACCUCGGUUUAUCGCCUGCGCAUCGACUCCUGCAAUCGCCUGUGGAUGCUCGAUGCGGGCAUCUCGCGUUCCCUGGAGGAUUACGAGCCCACCUGCCCGCCCAAGAUACUCGUUGUCGACCUGAGCACGGAUCGCGUCGUGCGUCGCAUUGACUUCCCGCCCGAAGUGCUGCGCGGUGAGACCCUGUUCACCAACAUGGUCAUCGAUGAGACGACGGCCACGUCCUGUGACGACGUGUUCAUCUACAUCACGGAUACCGUAGAACCGGGCAUUAUUGUGUACGACAGCGGCAAGGAUGUCACCUGGCGUGUCUCGCAUCCAGCCAUGUAUCCGGAUCCGGACUUUGCGCAAUCCGAGAUACUCAACGAUCGCUUUGUGCUGAUGGACGGCGUUGUGGGUCUGACAUUCGAUGAGAAAAAGGGCAUUGUAUACUUCCAGCCACUGGCCACAGAUCGCGUCUUCUCGGUGCACAAGGACGUGCUGCGCAGUGGACCGCUGCCCAAUGGCCAAAUGCUGGACGUCAAGCUGGUGGGCAAGAAGUCGUCGCAGGGCAUUGGCUUGGCGGUGUCCCCUUAUGACAGCAGCCUGAUCUUUAGUCCGCUCACUGAGACGGCCAUUGCCUCCUGGAAUCCGGCGACCAAUCAGCAAGCUGUCCUAGCCCAAGAUGUCGACCGGCUGCAGUUUGUGGCGGACCUGACCACGACACGGGCUGAGCCGGGCGUCGUCUAUGCCAUAUCCUCGAAGUUCCAUCGCUUCUUCCUCAAGAACCUCAAUCCGAACGAGUAUAAUAAUCGCAUCCUACGCAUCGAACUGCCACAGGUCAAGGGCCAAACUCUCAAGAGUCCCUUGCUAGGCCAUUCCCUGCCUUUACCCACAGCCCCAGCUCACAAUAGCCUGCUCCACUACAGCCUGUACAACGCUCCAGCACACACGAACAUCCACGUGCACUCGCAGGCGAACAGGAAUGCGCUGCAAACGUACUUUACCAGUCCGGCCUUCGGCACGCCCCUGACCACCAAGACGCCGUACAAGUUCGAGAAUACGGGCUUUGUCAACUAUGGCCUACGCAAUCCAUUCACGGCGCUCAAUCAGGGCGAGGCCUUUCCGCCCAGCAAGGCGACACGUGACAACUAUCAGCGUUCCUAUCUGGACACCCUGGUGAGCAGCCCCGUGACCACGCCUGCAGCAGCGCCCACGCCCUACCCUCAAAGCCUUCGCCACAGUGGCUUCUACUAUCCCUAAACGGAUUAUUUUGUA
Drosophila arizonae is the source of this 1736-nucleotide messenger RNA. RefSeq names its product L-dopachrome tautomerase yellow-e (gene yellow-e). Lineage: Eukaryota; Metazoa; Arthropoda; Insecta; Diptera; Drosophilidae. Gene Ontology annotation, cellular component: extracellular region. The record is from RefSeq and is a predicted model, not a curated record.